Striga asiatica is the source of this 1740-nucleotide messenger RNA. The record is from the annotation of a GenBank genome assembly. NCBI's taxonomy places the organism in Eukaryota, Viridiplantae, Streptophyta, Magnoliopsida, Lamiales, Orobanchaceae.
AUGGAGCACUACUUCUUCACGAGGCUGAAGAAAAUCGAAAAGAGAUUCUCGUGCAACGUGAGGAAAGGGGGGACUUGGUCGAACAAAGGCCAGGCCACCCCAAUUUUUGGGGACGACAAAGGUGUGAUCUUGGGCUACAGGAGGACUUUUCGAGUAAGUACUUCCCGACACCGCCUUGAAGUCGCCAUUAAAGAAGAGUGCAAGAAUUAUGCUCUCUGUGUUCUUAAGCGAAAAUGGCAAGGGAAGGGCUCAACCGAUUGUUCGUGUUCGUGUUUGGGUUCGGGUUUUGUGUCGUUGCCUAAAAAUGGCGUGGUUUUUAGAGAGUCGGGCAAGGAGACGAUGGAUUGGGCCCACGAGCUGCAGUGGAAGGGCUCGACCGAUUGUUCGAGUUCGGGUGUUGUUGUGUCGAUUCCUCUUGGCAAUUGUGUGGUUUUUGGAGGGUCGGGCUCGAAGGAGACGGUGGAUUGGGCCCACGAGCUGGAUAGUAUUAUGAAUAAUCAUGAUGAAGUUGUGUUUUCGAUUCACAACAACAACAUGUCGAAAGGUUUUCGAUUCUCUCCUUCAGAAACCGAGAGAAUAACAUAUCUGCUGAACAAAGUCAUCGGUAGACCGAUGACGGAGGAGAAGUUCAUAGCCACGGACGACUUUUACGGCCCGAAAGAGCCCCGCGACAUUUUCGGAGACGCCGACCGCCGCGAAAAGGAGCGCUACUUCUUCACGAGGCUGAAGAAAACCGGAAAGAGAUUCUCGCGCAACGUGGGGAAAGGGGGGACUUGGUCCAACAAAGGCCAGGCCACCCCAAUUUUCGGUGACGACAAAGGCGUGAUCUUAGGCUACAGGAGAACUUUCAGGUACCGGCCGGCCAAGACUAACUCCUGCGAAGACGACGACUAUGUGUGGCUGAUGACGGAGUACGUUCUUCCCGACACCGCCUUGAAGUCCAACGCCAUUAAAGAAGAUUCCAAGAAUUAUGCUCUGUGUGUUCUCAAGCGAAAAUGGCAGGGGAAGGGCUCGACCAAUUGUUCGUGUUCUUCGUGUGUUGUUGUGUCGAUUCCUCCUGCCGAUUGUGUGAUUUUUGGAGAGUCGGGUUCGAAGGAGACGGUGGAUUGGGCCCACGAGCUGGAUCUUCUAUUGAGCAGUAGUAGUAGUUGUUUGCCGCCUUCGGUUGAUGGUGCGGUUUUCGGAGAAUCUGGCACUCACGAAGAGGAUUGGGUUCGUGAGUUGGAGGGGAGUAUUAUGAAUAAUCACGAUGAAGUUGAGAGUGUUGCUGCUAAUUGUUUGCCGCCUUUGGUCAAUGAUGUGGUUUUCGAAGAAUCGGGCACUCAAGAGGCGAACGACGAGGAUUGGGUUGGUGAGUUGGAGAAGAGUAUUAUGGAUAAUCAUGAUGACGUGGUUUUCGGAGAGUCGGGCACUCAAGAGACUGGUGACGAGGAUUGGGUUCGUGAGCUGGAGGAGAGUAUGGAUCACGAUGAUGGUGAGUGCCUCGAGAAGCCUAUUGAUGACGAGGAUUGGAUUCGCGAGCUCGAGGAGAGUAUGGAUUGCAUCGAGAAGCCUAUUGAUGACGAGAAGAACGAGUCGAAUCCCGUAGACGAUAGUUUCGAAAAGGAGCUGAUGGAUUUCUUUGACUUUGAGCUGCCGGCCGACGAGCCCUCUCUGUGGGACAAUCUACCUGACGAUGGCCGAUUUUUCUGGAAGGAAGACUGCUCCACCACUGAUGUGCCCAUUAUUGCUGCUAACUAA